This is a messenger RNA of Pollicipes pollicipes, 684 nucleotides long. RefSeq names its product polyribonucleotide nucleotidyltransferase-like. The transcript is spliced from 4 exons. The record is from RefSeq and is a predicted model, not a curated record. Lineage: Eukaryota; Metazoa; Arthropoda; Thecostraca; Pollicipedomorpha; Pollicipedidae. Bases 1 to 684 code for a protein of 227 amino acids.
AUGGAAAGACGGGACGCCAACUACAGGCGAGACGACAGCUACAGAAGAGACGACGCCUACCGACGAGACAACCGGUCGCAUAGCCGCAAGAGGCGAUGCGGCUACUGUGCCGUACCAUGGCACCCCAAGGAGCAGCUGGCCUCUUGCCCAAAGACGUCUGUGGCCGGCGACACGGACUCCGAUGAGUUUGCCCGGGGCAUCCUGGAGAUCCGGAACACGCCCCGGGUGGACGGACGCUCACCCGCCCAGAUCCUCUACGGGCAUCCAGUUCGGGACAACGCCAGGGAUGACUCGCGGCGCGGCUCUGACAAGUGUCGGCGCUCGCCGAUGUUCAGGGACGACGCCAGGGACGACUCGCGGCGCGGCUCUGACAAGUGUCGGUGCUCGCCGAUGUUCAGGGACGACGCCAGGGACGACUCGCGGCGCGGCUCUGACAAGUGUCGGCGCUCGCCGAUGUUCAGGGACGACGCCAGGGACGACUCGCGGCGCGGCUCUGACAAGUGUCGGUGCUCGCCGAUGUUCAGGGACGACGCCAGGGACGACUCGCGGCGCGGCGCUGACAAGUGUCGGCGCUCGCCGAUGUUCAGGGACGACGCCAGGGACGACUCGCGGCGCGGCUCUGACAAGUGUCGGCGCUCGCCGAUGUUCAGGGACAGUGCCAGCGACGACACCAACUUCAGCUAG